UGAUAUUUAUUGAAGACAUUUUUGAACCGAGGUCAAAUGUAAACUGGGUCUCAAACAUGGCAGGGAUGCUUGUUGCUUCGAUUCUAGCCAUAAUAGUUGUUGCCUUUACACAUUUAAUUGUAAAGACUAUUAAAGUUAAGUACACUUUCUGGGGAUUUCCGGAGUCUAUAUACGACAAACACUGGCUGCUGGGACACCUACCACAUUACAAGGUACAAGGCUACCUCGGUAAGCAUUACAUGGAUAAAUUGGUGGAAUGGACAGAGAAAUACCCGAAAAUGUUUCUGACAUGGAUAGGACCUGCAACUGUAAGGGUUAUGCUGAAUCAUCCCGAUAGUGUCAAACAAAUACUGAGAACGGCAGACCCAAAACCGAUUGGAUACGGACAGAUUUACAGCCAUGCUAUACCGUGGUUAGGGGAAGGGCUUGUAAUUGCUGGGGGCGCCAGAUGGAAGCGCUCCAGACGUUUACUUUCUCCCGCUUUUCAUUUUGACAUCUUGAAACCUUACGUAAAAGUCUACAAAAGCUGUACCGAUCAUCUAGUGCAAAACAUCCAAACGUUUGCGGACAAGAAGGAGAGUGUCGAGGUGUUUGGAUUGGUCAGUGCCUGUACACUGGACAUCAUUCUACAGUGUGCUUUCUCUCAUCAGGCAGACUGCCAGAAUUUAGGUGCAGACAAUCAGUACAGUAAAACAGUGUACAGCCUGACCAAAGAAUGGAUGCGAAGGAAUGCAAGUCCCUGGCUGUAUCCAGACUCUAUUUAUUUUAAGACAGAAAAAGGAAAACAAUUCAAAUGUGAUUGUGAUUAUGUUCACAAAAUAGCAGAGGAUGUCAUAAGACAAAGAAAAGCCCUUCUGAAAAAUGAGGACAUUUCUAAUCGGAAAUACCUGGACUUCCUAGACAUUAUUUUAACAGCCAAAGAUGAGGAUGGGCAAGGAAUGUCUAUGGAGGAUAUUCGCAGUGAGGUGGACACCUUUCUAUUUGCAGGUCAUGAUACUACAGCAAGCGCCAUCUCGUGGAUAUUGUACUCAUUGGCUGAACACCCUGAACAUCAGAUGAAAUGUCAGGAGGAAAUCGACAGAGUGGUCAGUGAAACAGAGUCUGGAGAGCUUGAAUGGAACGACCUUGGGAGAUUGGAGUAUCUCACACAAUGCAUCAAAGAAGGAAUGCGUCUCCACUCACCUGUACCUUCUAUUUUGAGAGAGAACCAAGCUCCCAUCACUAUAGAUAACCACGUGAUACCAGCCGGAAGCUGUGUUGCGAUUUCUAUUUAUUGUCUCCACCACAAUCCAGCCGUGUGGGGACAGAACCAUAUGGAUUUCAGACCCGAUAGAUUCACCAAGGAAAAUAUCCGAAAGAUGGACCCUUUUGCAUAUUGUCCAUUCUCUGCAGGACCAAGAAAUUGCAUCGGGCAGCAGUUUGCAAUGGCGGAGGAAAAAAUCGUGCUAUCAACCCUUUUACGAAGAUUCAACUUUUCUGUGGACAAAAGCCACCAAAUCGAAAGAAUGCAGGCGGCGGUCAUGAAAACAAAGACUGGUAUUAAGCUGUUCGCUUCUCCCAGAUAAAAGACUUAACGAGAUCAUAAAUGUUUCUCUGUCAAGGAAUAUAUUUUCUGCUGUCAGCUAGUUUGUUGACCUUAUAUUAAGUGGGUUCGGAACAUUUUCAUUUUGUGACAUACUUCCUAUCGAAAUAAACAAUAAAAUCAAGUAUGA
Messenger RNA from Magallana angulata, 1712 nucleotides. Its product is annotated as cytochrome P450 4B1-like. NCBI's taxonomy places the organism in Eukaryota, Metazoa, Mollusca, Bivalvia, Ostreida, Ostreidae. The transcript is spliced from 11 exons. Gene Ontology annotation, molecular function: monooxygenase activity; heme binding; oxidoreductase activity, acting on paired donors, with incorporation or reduction of molecular oxygen. The record is from RefSeq and is a predicted model, not a curated record. Bases 57 to 1565 code for a protein of 502 amino acids.